Microdochium trichocladiopsis is the source of this 1040-nucleotide messenger RNA. RefSeq lists its product as uncharacterized. Bases 410 to 595 code for a protein of 61 amino acids. NCBI's taxonomy places the organism in Eukaryota, Fungi, Ascomycota, Sordariomycetes, Xylariales, Microdochiaceae. The transcript has a single exon. The record is from RefSeq and is a predicted model, not a curated record.
AGACAUUCUAUAAUGUUGUGGAGCGUCGGUCGCUGGACAACGCGCAGAUUGUCUGAUUUUGCCGUCUUCUCGUCUAGCUGUCUGCCAGCCGCGUAUAUAUAGCAUUGGAGCCUGGAAGGGUCGAUUGUGUUCUCGAUGGCCCUGGCUACUAUCUCAACAUCUCGCACGCAGCUUUUCAAGGGCGACUGGGGAUAGUCGUCGAUGCCGAUCAGGACGGCAUGGUAUCUCGCUGGACGAGCUGUAUCUGGGGCCAUGCUUGUGGCGUGGGGCAAUCCGCAGCGAUCAAUAGAUAAUGCGCGCCGUGAGAACUGAGCUUCUUUGAGCUAAAGCAAAGGCUUUCAUGACUUGCAACGGUGACCUGCUAAAUUGCGUGUAAAGAGAUGAAACGUAAGAAAGGGGACACAGCGCCAUGAUGGUCACUUCACUUUCCCCGCCCAGCCCUUCCCGCCCGAUGAUUACACGGAUUCGCGAACCCCUGACUGCACAAAGCCGCCUCUCGCCACCAGCCCCACGUUCGCUCACGCACCCUCUAGCUUAUCCAUGUCAAAGGCUUGGCCAUCCUUGGCGGAUCGUCCGUCACUGUCACAGAGGCUGACAGUCGUUGCGGACAGGACCUUCUCAACCAAGUAAGGACCGUCCGUGGAGCCAUCUGAGUUGACAAGAUAUACUUUCUGUCCAACACGAUAUCUCGGUUUCUAUGCCAUGCAGAAUUUCUGAGCGGGGUUCAAGCAGGAAUGGCUCGGUCAGCUCGGAUUGCUUACCUGAGAGAACUCACGAAUCUGCGCACGGUCGUCAUCAUCCACGAACACAAAAUCGCUAUGUCUGUUCCUAAUGUCAGUCAGCUCUGGAGGUAAGGUGCUGGGAGAAAUUACUCCUCAGACAUGAUGCUGCGAGCGCUUCGCGGAUAGUAGACGUUGUGGAUCUGUGAGUGCUAGACUCGCCCAGUGAUGAGCUCUUCAGCUUCAAUGCCUUAUAUCCUAAGCGCGUGUUUAUACAUGUCGUUAUGAUAUCGAGACUAGUUGGCUUCCAACGCACUACUC